AUGAAGUUCUCGACCGCCAUUGUCGCCGCUCUCGCUACCGUUGCGCCCGCCUUUGCGAAGAAUAUCACCGUUGUUGCCGACGUCGGUGACUUUAUCAACUUUGAAUUCCGAGGCGGUAACCACACUGUGACCCAAAGCUCGUUUGCAAACCCAUGCACACAGCAAUUCAACACGGUCACCCAACAGAACGGCUUCACCUCUCCAUUCAUGCCCUACAACGCCGCCAGCGGUCAGAUUGGUGUCUUCACCCUUGAAGUCACCCAGACCGCCAACCCCAUCUGGUUCUUCUGUGCGCGCAAGCCUCAUUGCAAGGGUGGAAUGUAUGGUGCUAUCAACCCACCCACUACUCCAGGGAGGACGUUUGCCGAUUUCGCCGCUGCUGUUCCGAACGCCGACGAGCCUGGCUUCGGCGUAACUGCUCCGUUUACACCUACAACGGGAUCUGCAUCGGGGUCUGCGUCCGGAGGAGCGUCCAGCACCAGCGGAGCAGGUAGCUCGCCAAGCGCAAGCUCUACAUCCACCACGACGCCAAAUGGAGCCUCAGUUCUCUCGGCUCGAUCAAGCGUCGCCGUUGUUCUCGCCGGUGUUGCUGCGUCGCUCCUCCUAUAG
This is a messenger RNA of Serendipita indica DSM 11827, 609 nucleotides long. NCBI's taxonomy places the organism in Eukaryota, Fungi, Basidiomycota, Agaricomycetes, Sebacinales, Serendipitaceae. The record is from the annotation of a GenBank genome assembly.